AUUCUAGUGAUAAUGAAUACCAUUAAAGCCAUUAAAAAUGCAAUAGUCUGUCUCGUCCUGCUGCCUCGUUUUCUGAUGGCAGCAGUCAUGUUUUGGCUGCUUGACUUCAUUUGCAUCAGGAAAAAGGUGUUCUUCAGGAUGAAGGAGCAGGAGGGCGAUGCCAUCGAUCCUCCUCUCUGCAUAUCGGACUCCAAUCGCCUCUUCAGCCUGGAGUCGCUCAAAGCAGUGUGGCACGGUCACAAACUGGACUUUCUGAAAGCGGCGCACCUCGGACACGGAGCGCCCAACACCGAAGUUGUUCAGCUGGAGGAUCAGCGGCGCAGCCGGAUCCUCGAUUACGCAAAGGACAAGAGACCGCUCAUCCUCAACUUUGGCAGCUGCACCUGACCACCGUUCAUGGCGCGCCUCAAGGCUUUCCAGGGAGUUGUGCAGCAAAACGCGGACAUAGCAGACUCUGUAGUUGUGUACAUAGAGGAAGCGCACCCCUCCGACGGCUGGAUGAGCACUGACGCGCCCUAUCAGAUCCCCAAGCACCGGUGUCUGGAGGACAGGCUGAACGCUGCGCAGCUGAUGCACCUGGAGGUGCCCGGAUGCCUGGUAGUCGUCGACAGCAUGGAAAACUCCUCCAACGCUGCGUACGGAGCUUAUUUCGACAGACUUUAUAUACUGCAGGAGGGAAAGAUAGUUUACCAGGGUGGCAGAGGACCUGAAGGGUAUCGGAUCUCAGAGCUCAGAGAGUGGCUGGAUCAAUACAGAAGAAGGCUGGAGAAAUCCGAUAAUCUAGUUAUUCAUGUGUAGAUUAAUUUUCAUCUUUCUAGAGCUGCUGUGACUAAAAACAAAAACAAACAAUGCUGCACAUUUUUUUCAGUAUUAUAACUCCAGUUAGACAGAUUCUCUCCCUCUUUAAUGGUUAAGUGUAUUUAUUUUUCAUAUGGUUGGAUCAAAGUAAUUUGUCCAACAUUGUAGGAUGUACUACAGUAGGCUCCUUCAUUUCAUAUUGGACAUUAGCCUGCAUCCUGUUAGGAUCCACUCACAAAAAAGAGGUUAGUUUGUUUGGACCUUGAUUGUUUGUGAACAAAAGUAUUUUGUGUGUCAAAAGUUCUGUUUUUAUCUCUUCUCCUUGUGUAAACGCGCCUUUCCUGAAUCCGCCAGGAUGCUGAGAAAUGCGCAUCACUGUGCUCCUCAGUGUUGUUGUGAAGUUCGGUUUUUAAACGGGAUGAAUCCAGAGAACCGACACUGAUGUUUUUAACACUGGAGAUCACAGUGAAGGUGCUGCUCUCUGCCCUGCAUGGCGCAGCUGUUUU
Molecule: messenger RNA, 1304 nt
Organism: Seriola dumerili (greater amberjack)
Lineage: Eukaryota; Metazoa; Chordata; Actinopteri; Carangiformes; Carangidae
Gene: dio3a
Product: iodothyronine deiodinase 3
Exons: 1
Molecular function (GO): thyroxine 5'-deiodinase activity
Source: RefSeq, a predicted model, not a curated record